GUUUUUGGGACAGACGCAUCGUUUCAGCGCUUCCAGUUCAGAGCCCACGGGCUGGACACGGAGGGCAGCGCUCUCCCCGGGAGGACGGGCUGGCAGCGAGGAGUCGGAGCUGGAGCGAUCCCCUGGCCCGGGUGAGAGGAAGAUGAAGGUCCUGCUGAUGCUGGCGGUGCUGCUCGCCUGCAGUGUGUUCGUGUCGCAUGGGAAGCUCCCACACAUGUUCGCACCGGGACUCGAGGGAAGCACCGUAGGAAAUCUGACUGCCCACGGUUGCUACUCAGGACCGGGCAGCAGCGGCACGUCGAAGGCUUUAAUGGACCGGUGCUGCCUGCUCCGUGCCUGCUGCUACGCCAAGCUGGCUGCCCGGCGGUGCCGCGUGGGACCGAUCCAGCCCCUCUCGGUGCCCCGGGCCGGAAUCCCCACCUGCCGCUCCGGGACCCAGUGCCAGAGGGGAGCCUGCAGGUGCGAGCGGGCAGCCUUGCUGUGCCGGAUGCGCGGCUGGAGGCUGCCCCGGCGUCGCAGCAAGUGUCGGGGACGAGCCGGGCGGUGUUGAAGCAAAAGGGCUUUUUGCAAAACCACCUCCAAGCUGUUGCGUCAUCAUACACUGGAUCCAGGGAGGGAGAGCAGCACAGAUGCGAUGUUUCAGCACAGGAAAACAAGGGAAGGGUGGACACCUGCGCCUCGUCCCUGCGAAGGGCAAGAUGGAAACCAACGCGAGCCUCUCCGCUGAGACUCAUUUCCCCUUGGCUCGAGCUCCCCGUGCAUCCUGUCAGCUCCCUCUGCUUUUUGCUUCACCGCAGAUUCUCUUCUGUUGCUCCAAAAUAAAACCAGAGCGC
Molecule: messenger RNA, 833 nt
Organism: Phalacrocorax carbo (great cormorant)
Lineage: Eukaryota; Metazoa; Chordata; Aves; Suliformes; Phalacrocoracidae
Source: RefSeq, a predicted model, not a curated record